GCGUCAACUUCCGUAAAGUAGACAUUUUGUAAAAAGACCUGCUCGCAGUCGAGAAGAAUGUUUUAUUUAUCAAUAUAGAUAGAUACAUCUAUCUGUCUAUAUUGAUAAAUAAAAAUAUAGAUAGAUAGCUAUAUCUGUCUAUAUUUAUAAGUAAAAUAUUCUUAAAGGUUGCACCAGGAAGCACUUUUGUUUAUAUCCCGAUAUACUUUUGUUUUAACACAUUGAAGAACAUGUCUGUAGCUUACAUUCAGAAAGACAUCUGUCGGACUAUCCUAACAAGGGGAAAGAGGAGUGAUUUUGAUGACCACUACAAUGAUGACAGAGAUUCCAAACAAGUGAAAAAUGAUUUCUGUAAGCUUACAGAAUGCCCUGAAUAUCUUGACCAAGUAUCUCAACUUGUGCUGAAACAUAGAGGAAAACAAGUGCCCUUGAAGAUUUUCGGAGGAUUACCACUGGAAAUAGGUAUUCUUGAUGACACUGUGCUUUUUGGACGAGAAGAGAUGCAGGAAGCUUGGAGUCGUUUAUACCUACAACAGCAAGUGAAGAUGGCAGUGCUUGGUUUUGUUGACAACAUUCCAUCCUUAGCUCUAGGACUGCAGUGUAUAGUAUUGGCUUGUUCUAAUGGUUCAGUUUAUGUAUAUGACAAUGAAGAAUUGCAUCUUUUUGCAAAGAGCUUGAAGGAUUUAUUUACUGAUGUGCUACCUUCUCCUCCAAUUAAAAGUUAUGCUUAUGGGCAAUUUACAGAGCCAGAAUCAGAAGAGGAGUAUCUAAACAUUCUCCAGGAACAAGGACUGUCCAAGAUUGAUGAAAGUACCAGAGUAUUUGUUGAAAGCAAAGAGAAGGAAUUUUGUGAACUGAUUGAUUUCUUGGGAAAUCUUUAAUUGCCAUGGUGUCAUUUUGGUUAAGUCAGUUUCAAGAAAAUGGAUUAAAAAAAAAUCCUUUGUUUCAUAUUUGUAAAUAUGAACAUUGUACAGUGGAAUUAAUAAAGUUAAUCAAAUCUAA
Messenger RNA from Erpetoichthys calabaricus (reedfish), 1002 nucleotides. RefSeq lists its product as uncharacterized. The record is from RefSeq and is a predicted model, not a curated record. NCBI's taxonomy places the organism in Eukaryota, Metazoa, Chordata, Cladistia, Polypteriformes, Polypteridae. The coding region runs from base 231 to 881 and encodes 216 amino acids. The transcript has 5 exons.